Pseudomassariella vexata is the source of this 1233-nucleotide messenger RNA. RefSeq lists its product as uncharacterized. Lineage: Eukaryota; Fungi; Ascomycota; Sordariomycetes; Amphisphaeriales; Pseudomassariaceae. The transcript has 2 exons. The record is from RefSeq and is a predicted model, not a curated record. The coding region runs from base 197 to 988 and encodes 263 amino acids.
CCUCGGCCGAACGUGAACAUCAGGACCUAGAUUGACCAAAAAUCCCAUCAAACAGUACCUAACUCAGAGUGUAAAUUCCUACUCGGACAGAAAUGACCCGUCUUGGGACCUACUUGCUGUUAGUUGUGUGAGAAACCCAUCGGUUGAGCGCCAAACCACUUUGAAAGCCUACCGCGUACGAUACGGUGACUUGGAAAUGGUGUUGUCCAGGAGAAAGGUUGCAUUUCGCAGAAAACCUGGCACAACACACAUUCAACCCAAAAACAAACAUCGAUGGCAUCCAGUGGAGCCGUUCCGCUUCCUGGACCUCGCACCCGAGUUGAGAAUAGCUAUCCUGAAAGUGGUUCUCUUGGACUUUGACCCCAAGGAUGUCAUAAACCUGUUCUUGACAUGCCACAAGGUCUACGAUGAGGCGGCUGCCAUCUUCUAUUACGAGGUCCUCCUAGACAACACCCAGAGCAGAGCGAUCGCGGAUCCCUUCCUAAGCAGGCCCCUGACGUCUGUCACGUCCCGCCGAUAUGUGCGAAAUUUGGUCAUGAAAUUCCACAUCCGGGAAUACAUCCAUCUGUUUCAAGAAACGUAUGGCCCUGCCCUGCGCGACAUGGUUCGAGAAGGAAACUUACAGCACCUGCGGCUCGAGAUCUCCCCCAGGUUUCCCUCAGCGGACUUCUGGGGUGGCACGCGUUGCGCCUCAGAGGACGACUACCAGAUAACAGCCGGCAACACGGUGGUGCUCACACCUCUGUUCGUCACGCAGCCCCCGUUUCAGAGCUUCCUGAAAUUUCUGAAUGAGUCGAAUAUUCCCCAAAUAACGCUAUAUGUCAACGGCGAGGAUCAUCACAGAUUCUGGUGUCCCUUUCAUGCGGCUCAUGCGAAAGGGAAAGAGUGCAAGGGGGAGUGGCCAGGGAAGAGAGGCCUUCUGAGGAUCAAGUGGAAGAGGGUUGUGAAAGUGCUGAAGGACGCUCAAAUGGUGAAGACGAAUCUCUGAAGAGAUACUCAUGUCGUUCGAAGAAACAAGAAAUGCACACAUAGUCAAGAGAUUGGAAAUCAAUACGAAGAAUCUUAUUCGACCUCGAUACAACUGAUUACUGAAGAAUAUACAACGAAUUACAUUCCUGCGCAUGUCUCACGCAAACGACCACCCUCCCGUCUUGGUCUCAAAAAAACCAUCAGGGUCAUACUUCCUCUUGAUCUUCUGCAGCUCGCUGUAUGUCGAGAACGUAGCCAGGGCGU